This is a messenger RNA of Etheostoma spectabile (orangethroat darter), 5689 nucleotides long. It is a transcript of the gene srrm4, whose product is annotated as serine/arginine repetitive matrix 4. Gene Ontology annotation, molecular function: mRNA binding. Lineage: Eukaryota; Metazoa; Chordata; Actinopteri; Perciformes; Percidae. Gene Ontology annotation, biological process: regulation of RNA splicing; mRNA processing; neuron maturation. Gene Ontology annotation, cellular component: nucleus. The transcript is spliced from 13 exons. The coding region runs from base 650 to 2509 and encodes 619 amino acids. The record is from RefSeq and is a predicted model, not a curated record.
GCGGCUCUCAGCUGAGCUCCUCACUUGAUGUCCACUUGCACACUCUCCAACGCAAACUCACGGCUGUCCUCAGACGCGUCGCGACACUUGCCUUCACACCCGCUCAGCCCUGAUCCGGUGUGCGUAGGCGUGCAAUCAUCUCUACACCAAAACAUUGCACUCCAGCAACAAGAAAACCACUUGGUCGCUCACUCUUCUGGACCUGAAACAGGCUCUGUCUCUUGUGAGUGAUGCCAUAUUUUGUGUGAGGCUUCCGACGGGAGCAAGCGGAAGAAAAAGGAGCGCUCCCGACCCCAAACUCAGACCCCUGUCCCAAAAAGCAGCAGAUGUGACAGAAGAGGAGAGGCGGAGAAAGAGAAACACAAUCUCCCCCACCCCUCCUUCCCUCAUCUGGGAGAACAAUACCCAGCCUCCAGUUGAAGAGGGUCAGCUUUUGUCCCUCUCCCCACAAUCCCGCUGAAGAGCGCGAGCAGACACGCUGACACAUUGACCUGCUGCUGCGAGAGGAGCAGACAGUGCAGAACAGUUGCUACGUUCUGCACAGUUUUAAUUCAGUACUUGGACAGCUCCUGUGAGGCGACGAGCGCAAGUGCGUGUUUCCAUGAGUGAGUAGACUCAACUGUUUUGGUUCGGAGACCAAGAAGCACAGAUGCAGCCCCCGUGUACGCUCCAGCUCGGCCCCUGUGGCCCCUCUCCAUCCCUGGGAUCGCAGAGCAGCACCGUCGGCUUCCAUCAGCUGGAAGAGAAGCAGCUCUUUGAGAAGUUUUGGAGGGGGACUUUCAAGGCCGUGGCCACCCCGAGACCGGAGAGCGUCAUCGUGGCCAGCAUCACCGCCCACCGGAGGGUGACCAACUUAGAGACAACCGCCUGCCAGCCGCUCAAGACUGAUGAGAGGAAAUCGGUGGACACCAGGGUGGACACAGCGGACAGACAUGGCUGCAUCAAAGGAAAAAGACGCAAACACCACAGUCAUCGCAGGGCCAGGAGCCCUUCCUUUGAUGAGGAACUAACCCCCCUGCCCAAGGGGAAGAAGAAGAAGAAGAGAAAGUCUGAACGGAAGAGGAAAAGGAAAAGGUCUCCUUCCUACAGCCUGUCGCCACUGAGGAAGAAGAAAAAGAAGAAGAAGAAGAGCUCCAAGAAAAGCAAGCGGCAUAGGUAUACCUCCAAAAAGUCAAAACACAGUUCUUCAAGUUUAAAACAUAAGAGGAAGGAUGAGCGCAAGCACAAGAAAAGUUCACGGACUCACUCGCGGCGGAGACGACGCUAUCGGAGGUCAGAGUCGGACAGUUCUUCCUACCAAUCUUCCACAGAGGACAGACACCAUCUGCAAAAAUCAGUGGUACAUCAGGCAUUAGGAGACCUGGCAGUCGUAGUAGAGGAAAGCAAUGGAGUGCUUGACCACACAGACAUGAAGUGGAGAUCUGCCACCAAAUCAGUGUGUAAAACGGCUCCAAAAUAUCGCUCCAUCCUCUCAACUGCCACCAUUUUGUCGUCAAAACCUGGAAGCAAGCUUUUACACGGAAAAGGGUCUCAGCAUUUAUCGAGCCAGACCGAAGGUCCGCACGAUUACGAUUCUGGGAAUGACACAUGUUCGCCGCCAUCAAGCAAAACUGGCGUUACUCAGGCAAAUGUCACUGACAACAAGAAGAGCCACCGCAAACGCCUGGCCUCGUCAGAAAAGCUGAAGUUCACUGACAAAGACAAUGGCUCUGAUUCAGGAAACUCUGUGACCAGCUACGCUUCCCUGUGCAAACCUUACAUGGAGGACGACUUGUCAGCAACCCUUUACAGUGGAAACGGCAAGAGAGAGCAGAUAACCUUAGGGUGUCGGGUAGAAGUUGUGAGAUCUCCAAAGCCUUCCAGCUGUCCACAGAGGAGGAGAAAGUCGUCUCGAAGGCGUCAGUCAUCCAGCAGCACGAGCAGGAGCAGAUCCUCGGGGAGUUCCAGAUACUCUGGGCGCUACUCUCGUAGCCUGUCGCUGUCAUCCUGCAGCUCGUACUCGCCUUCACCGAGUUAUUCGGCUGACCUGAGGCGACGAGGCAGCGUGUCCAGCCUGAGCUCCACAGGAAGCUACUCCAGACACAGUGCUGACAGACUACGAGACAGAAAGAGAAUGCAUAGCUCCCAAAAGAAAGAUGUGAAGCAUGCACAUAAGGUUAGUGGGAAGAGACAAAGACGCAAAUCCUACUCUCCUAUGAAGAAAAGGAGGAGAGACUCGCCAAGCCACCUGGAAGCACGCCGAAUCACAAGUGCCAGGAAGCGACCCAUCCCUUACUUCCGACCCAGCCCUUCGUGCAGCAGCCGAUCCACCAGUGUGUCAUCCUGGAGCAGCCUCUUCACCCGCAGCCGCAGUCGCAGCCCCAUCCACAGCAUUAGCCGGAGCCGGAGCCACAGUUACUCCUCCUACAGGAGCUUCAGCCGUAGUUCAUCCUGGAACUCAAUCUUUGGGACCCGCAGUCGCAGCCGGAGCCGCGGUUCAUUGAACAAACGCAACAAAACGAGGCACUAGGUUUCUAAGGGCACAUGAAAGGACGAGAGCGGGUACGUUGGAUGUUGGAGCAAUCGUCUGUGUGCGUCUCCGUGCUCCACUUUGACACUUGAGUGGAAAUGUCCCAGCAAGGGGUUCUGACCACGUCUUUCAUUGAGGCAGUCUUGUUUGCUCUCUGCCUACAGAGACCACUGGAGACCGAAUGUCUUUUUGUUUGUUUUGAUCUUGUACUGCAUUCUCUUGCAUCAGCACUCACUAUGGCCUGAGACUAUUUAUCUCUUAGAUGUUAUUAUAGAAAAUGCACAUGGGACAUAAACAGUGUUCCUGUAUUUGUCUCAACAAACAUCGCUUUUCCUCAUUUUAUGUCCAUGCACUAUCCAUUGAAGUACUGUCCUAAGUAAAUGCUCAAUAUGUAUUUGAAAAUUGAUAGUUCUUGAAAAUGGUGCAUAAUGAGGCCUGAAGAAAAUAAUAAGAAAUUACUUAAUUCCCAUAAUUGUUUUGGGGGGGAGGGGGGUGCAAUUUACAGUAUUUGUUGGCUAAUGCAAGAGCAGAUGCACCAGCUACUUUUAAAGUUCCAUAAGACAUCGGGUAUUUACUGUCCAAUGUCAGGGUUGUAUGUUGUGAAGUCGUUAAGUAUUGAAGUAACAUUUGAGUUGUUUGAUCCGAGUGUUAACAAAUGGCUUCAGAGGGAUCUUUGUUGGGAAAAAGGGAAAAUGACUAUUGCUCUGAUCGCUGCACUUCACAAAGUGGAGAACAAACGCUUUUCCUCUGAAAAAGUAAACGGCGGGCAGCUGCCUGUCAGCUCAAAGGUCAAAUUAAUCUAUCCUCUGGUCAAGUGGAAAACAAUUGAAAUGUCAAGUGCAUGUAAUACAACAGAGAGCGAUCAAAACAUUGCGCAGGGACAGUGAGUGGGGGGGGGGUUCUUUUGACAAAAUAUUCACGUGUCAGAAGAGGUAUUGUCCUUGACGGCUUAUGCUGUUGACAGCAAAUAAAACAGAAUCAAUUUGUUAUGGGGUCGGGGAAAGGAUACAUUAAAUGUUAAUAUAAUGCUUACAUUUUCAGCUUGGGCUGUCCUAUACACACACACACACACACACACACACACACACACACACACACACACCCACACCCACACACCCUACUUAUCAGUCUCGGUUUUUAUUUGAUACUUAUGAUUUCAAAAUAUGGCACAGAUAGAACAAGUUGUAACUCAUUUUGACAGUAAGUCUGAACUUAUGAAGAGCAUUGAUACUGAAUUUACUUGAAUAAUGUUUUCUUGCUACAACACUGGAACCAAACACAUGAAUCGACUGCGUUUCUGUUCUUGAGCUACAUCACAAUAGGAAAGGCCUUUUUUUUUUUUAUUGUGCAGCACCAUCCAUAUUUAUUACUAAUUUAAUAUUUAUUGGUUUGUUGUCCCUCUCAGUAGUGGUCAGUCUUUCUAUGCAACACUGUCAGUUUAUAGUUAUUAUGGCACUGCUGUAAUUUAUUUUAUUUUUAAAUUAUUCUCGGGGUUCGCCACCUCACUCGCACAUAAACCUCAACGUAGCUGCAGAUGUUCUAAAGACAAAGGAGCAGAAGCUGAAAUGGCAGAACAAAAAUCAAAAGUAUCAUUUGUUGCUUAACAUUUGCUUUCCUGUCAAGAAUUAGAUGAGAACGUUACUACCACUCUCAUAUCUGUCUGUUAAAUAUGAAACUACAGCCAGCUAUCUUAGCUUAGCAUGAAGACGGGGAAAUGGAGAAACCGUUGGCUUGGCUCUGUUAAAAGGUUAAUAAAAUCUGCCUAAUGGCACCUCUACAGAUCAUUAAUCAAAAUAUAUCUCAUGUGUUUAAUCCAUACAAAAACGUAAGUGUAGAAUUGACAAGUUGUGUUUAUACGGUAGGUCAUGUGCCGGACUAUUUUAUUUCUUUCCCUACAUUAAAACGGAGAAGAACUCCCGUACACAACCCGCUUAAUGCUGAAAUAUUUAUUUACACGUUUUGGUCUUCUCGACUGUAAUCAGGUAUCUUUCUCUCCAUAAAACCACAACUUUUUGUUCUGACACUUUCGUCUUUGUAUCAAUUAAAUAGACGAGUUGUAACAUGUUAAUUAGUGAGCUUUAGAGCAGCGGAUUACGGGUACAGUAGGUGGAUGUUUUUCUAACUCUUUGACAGACCUCAUUUCCAGUCUCAAUGCUAAGCUAAGCUAACUGGCUGCCAAUCAUAACUUCAUAUUUACAGUACAGGCGUGAGAGUGGUAUCAGUCUGCUCGUAUAACUCUGGGCAAGAAAGCGAAGAAACAAAAUGUCAAACUUUUCCUUUCAAGUUCAUUUUCGAAGCUGCUUUGACUAAAGAGUUUGAAUCUGCGAAGGAAGUUUGAAACUGCAUUUCCAAAUAAUUAAGACUUAUAUUUCUAAAUCAUUUCAAAUGUAUCAUGCUGUCUGUGUAACUGCUCCAGGCCUGACAGACUGCUCUCUAUGCACUCAAUACUCUCAGCUUAUUUCCCUGAAUGUCAACUAAAGUGGACAAAUGAGGGAUGUAUGACGCUGGAAGAGGAAGGGACUUGGCACCAAAGUCAUCCAUAAACUAUAAAGUGGCGAUGACUCUGUGCCAGUAGAAAAUGUGUGCAGUCAUGUUCAUAAACUUUUUAGAUGGGUGCCCAUGCCACAAAGGCCCUCUCCCCAUCUCACAAUGUAAAGUUUACAUCAGUUCUUGUGCCAGAUCUUUUUGAAUAUGUAAUAACUGUGGUGUAAAUAUGCAUCUGCAUUGUAAAGAUUAGACAUAAUGUGAUUAUUUGAUUUACAGAAUGUGAUUUGGGCCUUGUUGGAUGUUAAAAUGUUUGAAUAAUGAUGUAUUGACCAGUGGAAAGGGAAAAGACGACAACAUGCCCGUCAGGCAUCAAUAAAUGGACUCUAGAUGUCUUUGUGCUAAAGAUCCCUCUGAUCAUGUCUUUUGUUAUAUGAAAAAAAAUCUCAUUAACAAAGUCUUAUAGCAAUAGUGAUUGAUUGUUUUCAGUGAUUAAUUAUGCAUACUCCCCCUGUUUUCCAUAUGAAGGAGCAUAUUGCAAAAGCCCAUUUUAUCUUGUGUCAGUUGGAACUCCACUUUGUAAUAACGUGUCAUCUGAAUAUUGAAUUGUCCCGGGGAAAUCAACUUUCCCUUUCACUGCGUGUUUAAAAUAACCUCUAUAAAAUCAUGUUCUGAAUUAAAAAAAAACUUUUCUGA